Messenger RNA from Cladocopium goreaui, 1620 nucleotides. The record is from the annotation of a GenBank genome assembly. NCBI's taxonomy places the organism in Eukaryota, Dinophyceae, Suessiales, Symbiodiniaceae.
CUCAGAUCAGUAAGCCGAUGUCGCACCACUAAGUCCUUCGGUGUGCGAUGUCGCACCUCAUUCGACUGAAAUCUGCACUGCUGGCCCUACAGAUUUUGGUCGCACCGAGAUGCUCAUUGGGGCAGAUGGCCGUUGUCCACGACCUAAAAGCGGUCGGGGAUUACUAUGUGCCUCUAGAGCACGUCUGCGAUGGAUACCAGGAGCAAUGGGACAACUGCCCAGAUUUGGAGAAGUGCGGACCCUGCGAGCCUAAGGAUUGCAUCUUAGGGUCCUGGAGCCAAUGGCAGCUGCAGGGCGGCUGCACUGGGCUGAAAUUGCGGCACCGAGAAGUUGAGGUUCAGCACAAUCAUUGCGGUCAGCCCUGCAAGGGCUAUCUGACCGAGACGGAUAAGUACGAACAGGAUGAGCAUUGUAAGCCCAAGGGAAAAGAUUGCAAAUUUGGUGCCUGGGGCCAGUGGACCGUUUGUCAGCACAAAAAGGAUCAAUCCAUGAGAAAACGAGGCAUCGCCCAGCAGCCGGAGGAGGGUGGAGCAGACUGCAAGGGAGCAUUGGAGGAGACGAGACCCUGCGGUGGCCCUGCGGAUACCGACUGCCACGUAGGGGACUGGCACGAAUGGACCAGCUGCAGUGCUGUCUGUGGCAAGGGCAGGCACACGCGCAUGCGAUAUGUCAAUGCAGAGGCCCAUCAUGGAGGCAAGACAUGCAACCUCGAUCUCUUAGAAACGGCUGAGUGCGAGAUCACCAACUGCGAAGCCAGUUCCGAUUGUGAGCUGACCCAGUGGAGCGAAUGGACGCAGUGUGAUGAGAUGUAUGUCCAGACCUAUCGGCGUCGCGAGGUCAUCAAAGAGCCAGAAGGCAAAGGCAAACUUUGCAACGCCAGCCUUAAAGAGACGCUGGGCUGCACUCCGCUGGAAGCCAGCGACUGCGAGCUCUCAGACUGGCGCUCCUGGAGUGCCUGCACAGCCAGCUGCAAUGGCGGGCAGCGCUUUCGGGACCGCAACGUGCUGAAACCACCGAGGAGAGGUGGAACCUGCCCCAAGGUGCAGCUCAGGGAGACCAAUGGCUGCGGCACUGCAAGCUGUAGCUCCACUGGGCCACAGGAUUGUGAGCUCGGAGAGUGGGCUGCUUGGUCAGAUUGCUCCUCUUCCUGCGGUGAAGGCUCCCGGGUGCGCAGCCGCAAAGUGGCGCAGCUGGCGAUCGAUGGCGGUCAGCCCUGUGAGGGUUCCCUACAAGAGGUGAAAGUGUGCAAGAUCCAAGAUUGCCAGGUCAUUGACUGCCGCUGGAGUGACUGGGAGCGAUGGUCUACCUGCAGUGUGACUUGCGGUGGUGGCACCAAAACUAGGAGCCGCAACAUCGCCGUGUCCCCGGUGGGUGGAGCGCCCUGCGUGCCGCAUCACAAGGUGGAAGUGGCACCCUGUGGUGAGGAGAAUUGUGGUGGUGCCUGUCAGCACGGAGAAUGGGGCCAGUGGCGCGAAUGGACCGAUUGCAGUAGCACCUGCGGCGACGCCUAUCGUUUCCGGAGAAGGAACAUUGCGGUGCACGCCAACUACUGCGGCAAUGCCACCGUGGGCCUCAGGGAGGAGAUGGAAAAAUGCGAGGACUUGCCCUCCUGCACCCAGG